AAAUUGACCUCCAGAGAUUCUCUUUCCUGAAGACAUCCUCCAAAAGACAAGAGGAAAGUUUGCCUUUUCUGCUCCCUUCUUGGAAAGAUGCAAAGUGCUUUAGUAGGCUCCUGGCACAACAAUGGCUUCUAUGGGCACUACAGAAGCCAAUUCAAGAGUGAAAGUGCUAGAGAAUACCGCCUUGCAGCCAAGCCCCAGCCUCCAGCAGUGUUCCUGCAGCGAUGUCAGGAGCCGGCGCAGCAACACUUCUUCUCCAAGCACGACAACCGUACUUCCUUUGACAAAGGUCCCUACUGCCUGCUGCAGGGAAUCGGAAGGCGGAAGGACCUGGAGCGGCUGUGGCAGCGGCACACCUUCCUGCGCUGGGCACCCUGUGAGAUAGAGUUGCGCCAGCAGGGGCCCCUGGAAUCUUCUUACCAGGCUGAUUUCCGACCAGGCUCAGGACUCAGUGGCCUCCCCCAGCGCCUCGUCCACUUUGUGCAGGUCCAGCCUUCCCAUACCAGGACCACCUACCAGCAGAACUUCUGCUACCCAUCCCAGGGUGGCCACUGUGGCAGCUACAAGGUAGGGUCCCAGGCGCCGGUCACUGACAUACUGCCUGACCUCCCAGGGAUCCCAAGACCCAAGCUGCUGCAGCACUACCUUCAUGCUGGGGUCUCUGAGUGUCUAAACGGUCCAGAGCAUUAAACAAGGACAGCUGACACAUUGUCUGUGUUUGCAGCCCACAAUGGGAUGCAGCCCAAGAGGCUGAAAGGUAGUAGUGGGCUGCCAGGUCCUGUGCCUGUCUCCCAUGGCACUUGUGCCCAUGGUGUGUUUGUGUGCUGGGCGUGAGAGUUGCUGCUCUGGGAUCCCUGCCACUAAGUGAGAAAGGGUAAGGCCUGCAGGAGGCUAAGAGUCCAGGAGGAUUGCCAUAGCCACAGCAGGUGGGUUCCAGGGCCCCAAGUACUGCUCUGUUCUUGCAGUAAACCCAGCUAUAGAGAGGAAGAUUAGAGGGCAGU
Nomascus leucogenys (northern white-cheeked gibbon) is the source of this 998-nucleotide messenger RNA. RefSeq names its product ciliary microtubule inner protein 7 (gene CIMIP7). NCBI's taxonomy places the organism in Eukaryota, Metazoa, Chordata, Mammalia, Primates, Hylobatidae. The record is from RefSeq and is a predicted model, not a curated record.